Messenger RNA from Fundulus heteroclitus (mummichog), 1291 nucleotides. Its product is annotated as rho GTPase-activating protein 11B. The coding region runs from base 94 to 1179 and encodes 361 amino acids. Gene Ontology annotation, biological process: signal transduction. NCBI's taxonomy places the organism in Eukaryota, Metazoa, Chordata, Actinopteri, Cyprinodontiformes, Fundulidae. The transcript has 7 exons. The record is from RefSeq and is a predicted model, not a curated record.
AUAAUUAAACCUGCUUCCACGUCCCAGUCAGUGACCUCCACAGUUUAUGUUGACAGCCUUAACGCUGCUUGUUUUUGACGUCCUGCGUGUGAAAUGAAGAUUACUGAUCGCAAUGUGAUUCGAUUUCACCUUCAAGUUCUUUAUGGGAUUUCUGUAAAGAACACCGAGAAGAAGAAAGGGAGACUGGUCUGUAGUGGAACAAAGGUGUUUGGGGCCCCUCUGGAAAAUGUGUCCAGACGAUACAUUCCUGAAUUUGGUCUGGUGCCUUGCUUCCUAGUCGACGCUUGUUCCCUUCUGCUGGACCGUGCUGGUACCGUGGGCCUGUUCAGAAAACCAGGCUCGCUUCCACGCAUUAGAGUCCUCAGGGCUAAGUUUAACUGUGGCGAGGAGUCCCUGUCCACCGCCCACCCCCACGAUGUCGCCACACUCGUCAAACAGUUUUGCAGAGAGCUUCCAGAGCCACUGUUCCCACCUGAGCUCCACGAAGCCCUGCUGAAAGCCCAGGCUCUGUCCGACGUGCAGGACAGGAUGGCAGCCCUUCAGCUACUCUCCUGUUUGCUUCCAGCCAGAAGUUCCUCCUGUCUCCACUAUCUCUUUGACUUCCUUCACAAAGUUUCUCAGAGAUGCUCCGACAACUUGAUGACCAGCUCCAAUUUGGCCACAGUUUUUGUUCCGUGUCUCUUACCGCCUCCAAACAAGAGCGAGAUGUCUGAAGCGCGACUUGAGCUUCGUGUUCUUGUCCUGCGCACCUUCAUGGAACGUCCUCAUCUGUUUGGUGUGAUUCCCAAAGCUGUUAUAGACAGCAUGGAAUAUUUCAUGAACGUCCAUAAACUGAAAGAUGUGCUCAAGAAGAGAGGAAAUCGAAAGACGCACAGUUUAAAAGUAAAACAAUGUACAAAGACUGUGCCCUGGAUUCAGAGUAAACCAAAAGUCAGGCCUGUAGCCUCUGUUCCGACCCGAAGCGCCCCAUCGGGAGAUGAACCAAAGCUGAGGAGAAGCCUGGGCCUGAAAACCUUCCCCAACAUCCAGCUGUUUAGGGCUUGUGUGCCUAAUGCAGAUCAAGGUUACAGACCCUCAUCAGCUGCACUGGAAAAUUUUGACACUGCAGAAAAUAUUUCUCUCCUCACUGUGGUGGAGCGACUGCAGCUCACAAACUGGAGGAGGCGUUCUUGGCCGUGACCUAACCCGUUUUGCUCGUUGUCCAAUAUUUGUCUGGGAAUCUCUGAAUAACAUUCAUGAGCAAAGCAGCUAUUGUGGUAUUUUUGUAGAUGUAUUUUUUUUUUUGUUUUUU